AUGACCUUUGAGCGCUGCAGCGCUGAAGAAUUCGGGGGAGCUCUCUACGUAAUCGGAGGAUUCGACCAGCAGGGUGGGUCCGUGAACCUCAACACCUGCACGAGUGGACGUGCUGCAGGGGGGGUGUACGUUGAUGGGAGCUUCUACGAGGAAAGUGGCGCCAUGUACUUCCACAAUUGCACGAGCAGUAAGCAAGGAGGCGGAAUGUUCCUGCGCUGCAAUCAGGCUGGCUCCAACUCAUGCAAUAUCAACCAGUCACGCUUGGCUUUCCAUUCCUGCUCCUCUGCCUUCGGGGGUGGCCUAUCGUUGUCCGGUGCUCUCGACCUGAUGCAUUCCAACGCCAGCUUUGAGAACUGCCGUGCGGAAAGUGAAGGUGGAGGACUUGAGGUCACGAGUGGGUCUGCAGUGGCAGCUCAAGUUGCGAGGCUCGAAUUCAAGCAGUGUGCUGCCGGCGCAUAUGGCGGUGGAAUGCACGCCCGUGAGGCACAGAUGAGCCUUGACAACUCGAACGUGACUUUUGUCGAGUGCACCGCUGGUCGACAAGGAGGUGGCUUCGAGAUUCUUGACGGGCGGCUCACCCACAGCAGUGGCAUGAUGUCGUUUCACUUCUGUAAGGCUUAUACAGGUGCGGCCUUCAGCUCUACUUGGGGUGCUGAACUGGCUGAAGUCAAUGUCGAGAUGUGCAUCGGCUUAGGUUCAGGAGUCAGAAGUUCCAUGGGCAAUGUCUCCAUACAACGUUUGACCUUUGUCUAUGAUGACCCUUCUGCUGGACAUGAGCCGUCUGUGAUGGCACCGAACGUUUCCAUAUCAGAAGUGGACUGCACAGCAACCCACCAAUGCAGUGUGCACGCUUUCACCUGGCGCAUCCCUUCCCUGCUUUGCCCACCUGGGCGCGAAAAGCAUUCCGGUUCCUCUCCUGAGCCACACCAUGGCUGCAGAUUGUGUGAGCGCGGGUAUUUUCAGCCGCUUCCAUGGCGCAAUCCGCAUUGCCUCCCAUGCCCCAGCGAGGCGCAGGCCUGUGACGCCGUGUCUGUGACAAUGCAGGCUGGCUACAUGCUCGAUGUCCCGAACCUCUCGUCAAUCAAUGACUUCAGCGAACUGGAGUCGGUUAAGCGGACCUAUUUCUGUCCGAAUGCUGCUUCCUGCCCAGGAGGACGGCUGGCAUACCAGAAUCAGACAGCGAUGUGUUCGCCAGGGGCGACCGGGGAAGGAUGUGAGUUCUCCACGCCCGGCUAUUCGGCCGGGGAUUAUGACAACCCCUUUAGCAAGUUCAAAUGUCCCACUGCGCGGUCGGUUUGGGUUAUGGCUGCCAGCUACCUAUUCGGCAAGGAUCUGUUUGUGUUCGUGCUCGCGUCCUCUUCAGUGCUUGGUGCAAAAGCUGGGAGAAAGGAGAGUGCCGUCCUUGUGAACCAGUUGAUGGCCUUUGGCAUCAUUGCUUCUCGCUGCCUGGCGGCCCUCAUGCAAGCGGAAGUGUUUGCAAGGCAGUCCGUGUAUUUCCGAGACGUAUUGCAUGCUUGGGGCAUAGUGAUUGACGCAGGAACUGGACAAGCCGCUUCAGGUACACCUGUACGGUGCUUCGCUAAGGCCAUGUACGAAGAUCACAGUCUCACGGAAUUCUUUUCGUUUUUCGCUUUAGCCAACGUUCCAGCCCUUCUGCUGGUGUGCGUCUUUGGUUGCGCGAAAGGAUUUUGGCUCAGCAUCAUUGUGGGGA
Molecule: messenger RNA, 1711 nt
Organism: Symbiodinium necroappetens
Lineage: Eukaryota; Dinophyceae; Suessiales; Symbiodiniaceae
Source: the annotation of a GenBank genome assembly